AUGGCCUGGCAAAAAUUACGUGUCAUCUUGAUUCUUGCUGCAGAUCAGAUAGUGUAGGCGAAAUGGAUCCUUGUUUUCAACCUGCUUCUUCAACUUUUGAUCUUUUCCACUCUGUUACCAGUUCGAUCGUAAUGUAAAGAAGGCCAUCGAAUUGACCAUUAUGUGCGCCUAACUUUGCUCUAGUCACCAUGGCCCUGGUGGCUGUGGGGCUGUGAGCGGCAGCCCUGAAGGUCGACUAGAGAAUCAGACCAAGGCUCUUGAAUCUCCUUGAUCAGACAGGAGUUCACAGACCAGGUGGGAUCUGUCUGCUGUCUAUAGAUGAAAUCAUCCUGUAGCAGGUCAGUGUGAAGAUUCUUCAAGUCUGAACAUCAGCAUUGGUUCAUCUGCUUCCAAGGAAGCAUUCUUCUGUGGUGUGAGACAACCUCUUUUAGCCACAUCUUAGUGAAAGGGAGAGCUAGAAGUAGAAGUCUACAACAAAGUGUAGUCUGAGUAGUCAACGACUGGAUCGGCUGAAGGAUUUCUUGAAAAGGUCCUGAUUUGAUACCGUUGUACCUUCAUGGUCACCUACCCUUCCUUCCUUUGAACAGUAUCACAAGCAAGACUGAGACAAGUGCUCUUGUAUUCCGGAAUAUACCCACCAAGGAUGAUGGAGCCGCUCUUGGGUUGGGAGUGCACUCCCCGUUGUCGCUCCCAGGAGCAUGGCCGGGACAUGGCUGCUGUUAUUACCUGCGGGACCACCCAUCAGAUCAAGACCUACAUCCUCUCCCACUGCCUCAACCCCUUCUUUGUAUCGGACUUCAAUGGAAGGAACCUGCUCCACGUAGCAGCCUCCUGUGGGAAGGUGGAGAUCGUAGAGUGGCUGCUGGCCAAAGGAGCAGACUGUCGUGUAAGGGACAAGGAGUCUGGUUGGACACCGCUGCAUAGGAGUCUCUUCUUUGGACAGAUCUCAUGUGCCAUCAGUCUGAUACGGCAUGGAGCAUCCUUGAAGCGAUAUGACAAGGAUGAGCUGACUCCAAUGGAGUUGCUGAUGAAGGACAAGCCAGCCUAUGUGACCUUUGACCCUGUGGAUCCUACUCAGGCCUACUCGUGGGGAACCAACUCUAACUUUAACUUGGGACAUGGCAGGCAGCGCAGCAGAGACCAGCCUGAGUUGGUCGACUCUCUAGCUGCAGGCAACCACAGUAUCAAACAGGUCGUAAUGUGCAAGUUCCACACGCUCUUCUUGACCCAUCAGGGACGAGUGCUGGCCUGUGGUCAUGGGCAGGGUGGUAGGCUAGGUCUUGGAGACGAGACGACCUGUCUCAGACCUCAGCUCCUCAAGUCACUCGGGGCUAGGUGUAAGAUGAUGGCUGGAGCUCGGGACCAUUCUGUCUUCCUCAUGGACAGUGGAAACGUGAUGUCCUGCGGUGAGAACGCAUAUCUUCAGCUUGGUCACUCAACCAUUGGUCAGAAGUGUUUGUUGCCCAAGACACUGGCCAGUAAAACCCUGAAGAACAAGGAGAUCAGAGGAAUAGCAGCUGGUCGCUUCCAUACGGUCGUCUACACUAGGGAGGCUGUGUUCACGUUAGGCUUGAAUGCCGGUCAGCUAGGUCACAAUAAGGGUGAGAAGUGCAUCGGAAGCCUUCACCAAGUAACGUCCCUCUCUCAUCCUAACAUCAUCAUCAAGGACGUGGUGACCAGUGAUGCGGCGACGGUCUGCUUGACCAAAGAUGGUGACAUCUACGUCCUCCAAGAAUACCAAUGCAGGAAGGUCGCAUCAAAUCACCUAUCUGUUAAGCAGCUGGCAGUAAUCGGUGGAUGUCUCAACGCCGAGUUGGCUGAAAACGUUUUAGAGAAACAAGGAGGAGAAGAACUGCACCUCCUUGCUCUUCAUUCAAACGGCAAGGUUUCUAGCUGGAGUAGGAGUGAUAAUUCCUGGAGACGCUGCGUGUGGACCCACCGUCGUCAGCUCUCCGUCGCCCAGAUAGCAUUCAAUGAGCAGAACAUGGUCUUUGUUACCUCAGAAGGGGAAGGAUUUCGUGCCAAAUUCAUCAGUGCCAAGAAAAAUGCAGCUGACAUACCCAGUAAGCCUGCCAUAGACAAAGGAUCAAAGGAAAGCAAAGAUGGGCGAAGUGAGCAGCUAGUCAGCGUAGAACGUCUGCCAGUUAUUCACAGAGCUACAGGUGUAGCCUGCGAUCCUAACGGAACAAACUUUGUUGUGUUGCAGUCAGAUCCUAGAACAAGUUUAACUGAGCUUCCUGAAAUGAGUGUUUCUGAGAUGGGAAGCCAUUUUAAACAGCUCAUGGUGGAGGCUGACUCCAUGGACAUGAUACAUGAUGUACUAAUCAAGAUUGACAAUCAUCGGCUUGCAGCUCAUAAGUACAUCCUUGCUUACGGCAGCGAGUACUUCAGCAAGAUCUUCACCGACCCUGAUGAACCUUCUUCAUCAGAGAACAACGGGAAGAUCUCCAACAAACCAGAAGUCCUCAUCGAUGACGAAGGAACAGCCAUCGUUGACCUCACCGACAUCAUCGACUACGAUAUCUUUCACAUCUUGGUGCAGUACCUGUACACUGGUACGUGUGAUGCGUUCCGUCCUGACUUUGAGCUUCGCAUCAACCCUUCUAAGCAGCAUGGCUCUGCUGACCAGAGAAGCAUAGAAUGUGACCCUGCUUCAGAGGAAACAUACGGCAGGGAAGAGCUGACAAUAAAUGAGAGAAAUCGUCACCAGUCUGCCCAUUCUGUGUAUAGGGAGCAUGGAAAGGGUGGAGAGGGGAAGAAGAAAGGGAAGAAGGGGCGUAAAAAGGGGAAGGGAGAGCCGUCGGAUCACCCCAAAGCUGAGAAACGUAAACCAUUAUCAGCUGUCAGACUGGUCGCAGAAGAAGCGAAGAAAUUUGGAAUCAAGUCUCUUGCCAAAAGAUUGGACAACGUCAAGUUUGUUGAUGGGAAACUGAUUAACUUUGGUCCUGCCCUGUUUCUGCUGAGCUUCAAUCCGAGCAGUCUCCGGCACCUGAGUGAUGUAGUGCUGAUGUCAGAGGAAGGAACUCUGUUUCCUUGUCAUAAAUGUGUUCUCUCAGCUCGUCUGGAUUACUUUCAGAACAUGCUGGGGAGCUGCUGGAUGGAGGCUUCUACUGAGGAGCCUCUGAAAAUGGCCAUGCCGGCUGCGAUCUUGGACCUGCUGUUGGACUACCUGUACAUGGACCAGGCCCCCAAGCUAGAUGGGUGCCAGGACCUAGAGAUAUUGUGUAACACUCUUGCCAUCGCAGACCAGCUCUUUGUAACCAGACUCAAGGAUAUUUGUGAAAUCACUUUGGUUGACCUCGUCACCUUGAGGAACGUAGCCGAGUUGCUACAGUUCGCGAGCAUGUACCAAGCCCUGCAGCUGAAGGCUAGCUGUCAUCAGUACAUCUGCCUGAACCUUGCCUGUCUGGUAGAGUCUGGUAGCCUGGAGCCUCUGGAUGAGCAUGUCCUGGAGGAACUCUCUGCAGCCUAUAAAGAAACUCUCCCAUACUCGAGAUUCAUCAAGCCUUCAAUGAAUGCCCCUGACAUCAGCCAUAUUGAUCCCUACCCUCCCGAAGAAGCUGCCUCCCACCAAGAUCCGUCUAGCUCUAGUGCACAACCCAAAUCCUCCAACCCUUCCUUGAAAGACUUUGAGGCCCUUGCUCGCAAGGCAAAGGCGAGGCGCAAGGGACGUCGACACACCAGCAGCACCGGGAAACACACCAGUGUGUCCGUUAGCGAGAGCUGCGAUGAUCCAAGCGUGGUCCAAGGAUCCAAGCACGAUGAUCCAAGCAUUGUCCAAGGAUCCAAGCCAGAUGAACCCUCCCAGUCUGAUUCCUGCAGUGAGGCCCUGCAGGAUGUGUUUGUCUCAUCUCCUGCAAGGGUGGUGUCUUUGAACCCAGAGGAUCAAAUUGCAAUAUCAUCUACCUCUGAAGAUCACGCUGGCAAUGAAGCAAUGAACCCGAUGUCUCCUGAUAAAGUGAUGACGGCAGAAAACAUUGAUGGGAUGUAUGUACUUGAAAGGAAACACAAAAGAGAAGACGGUUUGAAUUAUAUGGAUACUAAUAGAAAGGAGAGAAAGAAAGCAGGACAAACAACUCCUUUCAAGCUUACAGUACAGACAGGUGAUCAAGAGUGUCAGGGAGAGAAUAAUGGACCCUCUGGCAGUUCUAGGAUUUGGAGUUGGGCAAGCCCAAAGAGCCCAAUAACCGGUCUUCGGGAUAUCAUGCAGUCCCAGUCAGGUAUUAACAAACCCCAAGCCAGCUCGUACCCUGGGCCAACCAGUCCUCCAGCGCAGAUAGCAAGAGCACCACUGGUUGCCGCCACAUCACCCCUCCCGAUCUCCCCUACCCAGAGACCACAGCAUACUGCUGCCAGGGGCCACACCCCCCUCUCCCCAACACAGAGACCCCAGCAACCCUCUGUCAGGGGCCACACCCCCCUGGGGAAGAAGUCCCAGAAGCAGAGGAAGAAGGAGAUGCAAGCUGCUCUGAUAGGGGGAGGGGUGGAUGAGAAGAGGACUGGGGGCGGGGAUGGGACGGAUGGACAGGUGGUAGGAGACCACAACCCUGUGACUUGCCCCUGGGCCAAUGUGGCGCCACGUCAGCCAUCUCAAGUCUCUUUUCGUGAGCUCCAAGCUCAAGAUGAAGAUGUUGAAUCUAUCUGGGAUCCCGUCCCAUCUUCAUCACCAGAUAAGAAAACUUUCUCUGCAUCAAGGAAAAUAAGUUUUGGACUAGCCACCCCCUCAUCAUCAUCUCAAAGACUUCAGGAUCCAGAGAUCACAUCCACCAGUGGACCAGCUUCCCCUGAGAGCCCUAAAGAAAUCAUCAAUCCGUGGCAGAGGAGUGGUGCUGUGUCUCCUCCUACACCGUCUGUCAAGUUCUCAGAUAUCAUCAGAGCUGAAUCAGAACAGAAGCACUUCCUUGAUAGAGCCAAGAACAAGACUCUAGCACAGAUUCAGAUUGAAGAGAGAGCCAUAGAGGAGCUGUAUAACCUACACAGAGGUGCUCAUAAACCAGAUGAAUACAUCACAGUAGGGAGAGUUCAACAUGUUGUGGCCACGCCCCUCUGGAAGAAGAAAUCAGAAGACAGAUGAUAGUGACUUAAUCACACUCUAUCUCAGAGGACACUCCUUCAGCCAAAGAGUUAUUGGAACAAUCUUCUUCAGUCUGCGGUCACAGCACCAAGUUUAAAUAACUUCAAAAGAUUACCUGAUAAUUAUUGGUCUAAAUUGCAGUAUGUUGUGCAUGAUCCAUCUCUCUAGUGUGCCCUCAAAGUUGUUUUCGUCUGUUAAUCACAACCAUAAAGAAAUAGCGACCGGAAGACCAACAGGACUACCUUUUCUUCCGUAUACUGUUUAUGUUAAUGUGACUUUAGGCUCAUUCAGAUAUGAUGCAGUGAACCAGUAAAUAUAAACAUAUAACAGCUAGGAAAUUUGUGAGUGUAAUAAUACGUAAUUUCAAAAUUCUGACACCUUAUAUUUGAAGUUAUUAUUUUUUGUUAUCAAGAAUUUUUACUUCAUUAUUUAACCACAAACUUCAAUAACACACUAUUAGAUGAAGUGGUCGACACUUGGUCCUCUAUAAUUCAGUGAACAAACUACAUGUACAAUUGUAUGUGCACAGCAUAUGGAUUAAGACCAGGAAGAAGGUUUGUUGGUCCAGAUAGUUUUGGGCAAGACCAAAAUCUUUUGUUCCGUAUGUCACCGUCAACAGUAUACCGGCAGAUUGUAAAAAGUUAAUAAUCCUGUGCCAAAGCUGAGGUCAGACCUAUUAUCAAGAAAAAAUAUUGUUGCAAUAUAUAUUAUUCCAUGAAACGAGGUAACAUAUAAGACACGGAAUGACAAAAUUCUUUGGCCUUGUAUCAUCCAAAGGGUUUAUAGUAUAGUAGCACUGUAUAGGAAGAAAUAGUCAGCUCCAAUAUGGGAUGUUCAUGUAGGCCUUUACGAUGUGCCCUGCCUCUUGCCUCCUGUUUUGCAAUGAGUACAAAUCUUGCUGAAUUUCUUUUAACAUCAUCAU
Messenger RNA from Strongylocentrotus purpuratus (purple sea urchin), 5996 nucleotides. It is a transcript of the gene ibtk, whose product is annotated as inhibitor of Bruton tyrosine kinase. The coding region runs from base 644 to 5074 and encodes 1476 amino acids. The record is from RefSeq and is a predicted model, not a curated record. The transcript is spliced from 21 exons. Lineage: Eukaryota; Metazoa; Echinodermata; Echinoidea; Camarodonta; Strongylocentrotidae. Gene Ontology annotation, molecular function: protein binding.